UCCUGCCAUGGGAUACCCGCCCCCGGACCUGCCCAUCGCUAUUCCAAAUUUUGAUUAUCGCUUCGUACUAGACUACUAGUAAUCUUUUAGUUUUUCUUUCCAAUAGUAAUUGACAACCAUAAGUGUUACCUUUAUAUGUUAAUUCACAAAUGAGAUGUUUGUAUAAAAAGUUAUGUAAUAAAUUUACUGACGCAUUAAUUCCUUUUCAUUUUUCUUUUAUAAUUCUGCAUUAAACGUAAAGCUCAUCUUCUUCCUUCCACUCCACAGUCUCUCUCUCUCUCUCUCUCUCUCUCACAGUGAUGCCAUUCCCCACUCCCCUUUUUCUCCUCCUCCUCCUCCAAACCUCAUCUCCGCCACAUCCGCUUCCUCCCCUCCGCCGCCGCCUCUAGCAUUUCCCCUUCCCCUUUUCGCCGGAACCCAUGUCGUCGUCUUCCCCAAUCGUCUACUCCUUCUCCCUCCUCCUCUCCCUCGCCCUCAUCUUCAUCUUCGCACCCGAAAUCCUCCCUUCCCAAAACCCUUUCUUCUCCCCUCACGACGACCACGACGAUCUCGCACUCUUCAACAAAGCCCUCCGCUCCGCCUCCUCCGUCCACGGCCGCGGCCGCGGCCACCGCCGCCUCCGAAUCUCCCGCCUCGCCACCAAAAACCCUACCCCCAAAAUCGCCUUCCUCUUCCUCACGAACUCCAAUCUCACCUUCGCCCCUCUCUGGGACCGCUUCCUCCGCGGCCACUCCCACCUCUACAACAUCUACGUCCACGCCGAUCCUUUCUCCGACGUCCAGAUCCUCCCUCCACCCUUCGAAUCUCACCUCAUCCCCAGCAAGAAGACAGAGCGGGCUUCCCCUUCCCUAAUCGCCGCCGAGCGGCGGCUCCUCGCCAGGGCGAUUCUCGACGACCCUUUCAAUCUCUAUUUCGCCCUAAUCUCCCAGCACUGCGUCCCUCUCCACUCGUUCCCCUUCCUCUACCGCUCGUUAUUAGGGGAAAACCCACUCAGGGCUUUCACCUCCCAGCCUCGGCACCGGAGCUUCAUCGAGAUCCUCUCCGACGACCCCAACCUCCCCGAGCGGUACGCCGCAAGGGGGGACGGCGUGAUGCUGCCGGAGGUUCCGUUCGAGGAUUUCCGGGUCGGGUCGCAGUUCUUCGUGCUCGCCAAGCGGCACGCGCUGCUGGUGCUGGCGGACAGGAAGCUGUGGAGGAAGUUUAGGCUCAAGUGCCUGAAUCUGGACUCCUGUUACCCGGAGGAGCACUACUUCCCGACGCUUCUGUCCAUGGCGGAUCCCGAAGGGUGCAGCCGCUUCACCCUGACGAAUGUGAACUGGACGGGGAGCUUCGACGGGCACCCGUAUACCUACGAGGCGGCCGAGAUCUCGGCGGGGUUGGUUCGGAGGUUGAGGCGGUCCAAUUCCAGCUACCCUUAUUUUUUCGCUCGGAAGUUUUCGCCGGAAUGCCUGCCUCCGCUGAUGGAUAUUGCCGAGGACGUUAUUUUCCGGGACUGAGUGCAUCAGCAAAUGGGGUAAGUAAUUCAAAUUAAACUGAAUUUUUCUUAUUUAUUUAUUAUCUGAUAAAUUCUUUGAUGAUUUCUUUAAUCUGUGUAUAUUAUUCCACUCCAUUAACAAUUUGCCAAUGAAAAUUAGCCGAGUUAGAAUGACCUAGCUAGGCUGAGUUCGACUCAGGAUUCGAAUCGCCGAUUCUGUCGUCCGUUUGUGGGCAAUGAGCAUUAAUUUUGAUGGGGGAGGGAGAAAGAUAAGAACUUUGAGGCGUUGAGUCUUGAAAUCAGGAUUUUCGGGCCUGAAAGUUUGGCGUCGAUUAAAUUUGUAUCGGUUCGAUUUAUUAUAUGGCUGAUAAUAAUGCAUAAUUAUGAAAUUUAAGUGGUGGAUUUGGUAUUCAUUAAAUCGAGUAGUUAAUUAGAUAACAAAUGCUCCUCAAUAAUGGUGUGCUAAAGUCCAGGGAGAGACGUUCUAAGUUCUAAUGAGAUUUGUUGAGAGGGGUUUUAGGGUAAAAUCUUAGAUCUUUACAAAAAUUUGGGUCUUCCCCUUGACAUUGAAUUAAAUUAAAUACAUGAAAAAGGAAUAUUGUUUGCUUGUUUGAUUCCUUUUUGGUAAUGUACCAAGGUGUUGUGGUUUGUAUAUGUGAUGAAUGACGAAUAGGAAUGAAACCAGAAGAAGCGAAAAGAAAAGGGUCGAUCGAAAAGACGUGAUAGUAAGGACAACUUGUAGUUUCUCUCUUCCAAAUAUUAACGAAUUUGUAGUCCAGCGGUACCUUAUCAAUGGAGGAUAGUGCUCGAGUCGAGUGUUCUAGUCCUAACGACUCGCUUACAAACACUCGCAAGUUGAACUCGGGCCCGGGUGGGUUUUAGGUUUGGUGUCGGAGUCGGACUAGUUUUAAGUUGAACGCCACCAGAUGCAAAUUGUAUGGAGGAAAGGAGUAGAUAUAGCGUGCAUUGUGAUGUGAUGAUAUAUAUUUUCGAAUAUGAAAGAAGGAGAAAUGGUGGUGGGUGUAUACCAUGAUAUCACUAUAUAGUUGUCUUUAUCGGCUGUAUCUGACUUUGAGUGCGUGUCUCUGUAGUUGAAUAGAAGUAGCAGAAGAGAAGUGGGGAAAUUGGGGUGAGGUUAGUCAACUAACAAGACAACAUAUUGUUUGUUAUUAUCCAUUGCUUGUGAGAGAACCCAAUCUUAUCUGGUUCUUGUAACUAUGUUGGUCUGACGACGAAUGGCUUGAUGUUCCAAGCAAAGCUAGGAAUAGGAAGCAAAACCACGCUAACGAAAUCAGGAAGUGGGUUUCAUUUUCAUUCUGAGCUGUGUUACUUUUCUAUUUAGGGGGUAUCUGAAUGACCAUCACUAGAGUUCAAGCAACCUAUAUAAUAAUAUGGUAACAUGAAUCGAAGGCUCUACAGUCUACUCAAAGAAUAUAUAUAGUGUUGGUCCUUCUUUGGCGUGAUGCCUUUCUUUAUCUUCUUUAGACUUUAGAGAGAAAAUAGAAGAGGGUAGAGAGAGAGAGAGAGAGAGAGAGAGAGAGAGAGAGAGAGAGAGAGAAGAGAGUGAUGGAUGGUGAUCUCUGAUCUCUCUGUGUUUGUGGGGUUGCCCUUUUGACUACCUACCAAUACUUAACUUAAACAAAAGUGAAAGAUUCCCUAAUCUUUGCUUUUGGUAGGAGGGAGGCACCAUUCUUUCGGUGCUUAAUUAUAUCUUUGAUAUCAUGUGGUUUUUCUGCUUUUCCUCAAUGCAUCAUAUCAUAAGAAUGCUACCAAAAGUGCAAUGGAGGUUUAGUCGUAGCCAUUAUCUGAUUUGAUCUAAUCAGUAUGUUAAUAAUUUAUCUGUCUUUGUUACUUGUGGUGUAGGGAGUCGUAGCCAUUAUAGUUAGCAGGUGGGUUUGGUGUUGGCGGCAACAGAGCAGAGUAUGAGAGCUGAGUAAGGAAUCUCUGCUCUCUUGGUCUGGCGUUUUCCUUUUGUUAUCUGCUUACUACUGCUGCUGCAACUAGUAGUUUUGCGUUGCUGUGGAGUGUGAAGGAGGAGCAGUCAGCAGAGAAAGAAGAGCAGAGUUUUUUGGUUUUGAGAAGAGGGUUCCUCCCCCUCUUUCUCUCUUCCAGCCAUUGUAGAGUAGAAUUAUGAAUGGGGCUUUAAAGAAAGUUCACAUUCUAUGUACUUUUUCUGUAUAUCAGAGGUGGAACCCAAAAAAAAAAAAAAGAGCAGGGGGAAACUAGUUUGUCAAUGAUGAUGUUGUAUAUAAUGCCCAGUCCACCAGCUAAAGUGGCUAAGGUGGGCCUGCAACUUGUAUUGUUUGUUGGUAAUGGAGAAUGCCUCAUUCUCAGUAUUAUGUAUUUGCUUUGUGGGUUUUCCUUUACUUGAGGGAUCCUUUGUUGGAUGUUAAAGACACAACAGACUCUGCUAGGGGAUGUCAAUUAAGCUUUUGUACAGAUGAAUCAGAAUUUAGAACAUGCACCUCUCAGAAGAUUGAAGGUCUUGUUUUGUUUUGCCAUCUCAGAAAUGAUGAAGAUGUAUGUUUAUGUUUAUGUUUAUGUCUAGCCUGCUGCAAAAUCCCCUAUAUAUGAACUAUUUGAUUUAGUAAUAACAAAGAAACUUCAUUUUC
Messenger RNA from Linum trigynum, 4086 nucleotides. The record is from the annotation of a GenBank genome assembly. NCBI's taxonomy places the organism in Eukaryota, Viridiplantae, Streptophyta, Magnoliopsida, Malpighiales, Linaceae.